Messenger RNA from Sceloporus undulatus (fence lizard), 2254 nucleotides. RefSeq names its product tyrosine-protein phosphatase non-receptor type 11-like. Bases 83 to 1867 code for a protein of 594 amino acids. The record is from RefSeq and is a predicted model, not a curated record. The transcript has 16 exons. Gene Ontology annotation, molecular function: protein tyrosine phosphatase activity. Gene Ontology annotation, biological process: protein dephosphorylation. Lineage: Eukaryota; Metazoa; Chordata; Lepidosauria; Squamata; Phrynosomatidae.
GCCACUCCUUGGGGUUUCUUUGGGGUGGACCAAAGGCUCAGCCAGCGAGGGAGCCAUUCGCAGGGUCGCCUCUGCCUCCAGCAUGACCUCCCGCAGGUGGUUUCAUCCAAAUAUCAAUGGAAUCGAAGCGGAGAAACUGCUGCUAACCAGAGGCGUCCAUGGCAGUUUUUUGGCCCGACCGAGUAAAAGCAACCCAGGAGACUUUACGUUAUCUGUCAGGAGGAGCGACGAAGUGACCCAUAUCAAAAUCCAGAACACCGGGGACUACUAUGACUUGUAUGGAGGGGAGAAGUUUGCCACUUUGGCCGAACUGGUCCAGUAUUACACCGAACAGCAGGGUCUCCUGCGAGAGAAGAACAGCAACAUCAUCGAGCUGAAGUUCCCUCUGAAUUGCCAGGAUCCCACCUCAGAGAGAUGGUACCACGGCCAUCUGACCGGCAAAGAGGCUGAGAAACUCCUAACUGAGAAAGGCAAGCCAGGAAGUUUUCUGGUGCGCAGUAGCCAAAGCAAACCCGGUGACUUUGUCUUGUCGGUACUGACGAAUGAAGACAAAGCCGACACCGGGGACCGGAAACCCCGGGUGACUCACAUCAUGAUCCGCUAUCAGCCGGAUGGAAAAUACGAUGUGGGAGGUGGCGAACGUUUUGACACCCUCACAGACUUGGUGGAGCACUAUAAGAAAAACCCCAUGGUUGAGAAAUCCGGAGCCGUUGUGCACCUGAAACAGCCCUUUAAUGCCACCCGAAUCAUUGCGGCCAACAUCGAAAACCGAGUGAAGGAGCUGAACAAAAUGGCGGACCACAGCGAGAAGGCCAAGCAAGGAUUCUGGGAGGAGUUUGAGAUGUUGCAGCAACAGGAGUGUAAAUUUCUCUACCCCAGGAAAGAAGGGCAGCGACUAGAAAACAAAGCCAAGAACCGCUACAAGAACAUCCUUCCUUUUGACACGACGCGGGUAGCUCUCCGAGACGUGGACGAAAGUGUCCCGGGCUCCGAUUACAUCAAUGCCAAUUAUAUUAGGAACAUUCUUGAAGAUGGCCAAAGCUCGGAGCACAGCAAAGUCUACAUUGCCACCCAGGGCUGCCUCCAAACCACGGUGAAUGACUUCUGGGCAAUGGUGUACCAAGAGAACACGCAUGUCAUUGUAAUGACGACCAAAGAAGUAGAGAGAGGAAGGAACAAAUGUUUCCGCUAUUGGCCCGAUAAGAACUGCACCAAAGAAUAUGGCUACAUCAGCGUCAGGAAUGUCAGCGAACGGGAAGCGCAGGGUUACCACAUCCGGGAGCUGGAGAUUGCGGUGAUAGACAGGGAAGAGCAGCCCAGGCUGAUCAGGCACUUUCAGUACAUCAGUUGGCCAGAUCACGGCGUUCCCAAUGAACCGGGAGGCGUCCUCAGCUUCCUAGAUCAAGUCAACAAAGCCCAGAGGAGUGUCCCGGACACUGGGCCAAUUGUGGUACACUGCAGUGCUGGGAUCGGACGCACCGGUACCAUCAUAGUCAUAGACAUCCUGGUGGACACCAUUCACAGGCAAGGUUUGGACUGUGACAUCGACAUCCCCAAGACCAUCCAGAUGGUGCGGAGGCAGAGGUCGGGAAUGGUGCAAACGGAGGCUCAGUACAAGUUUGUCUACAUGGCCGUCCAGCAUUACAUUGCGACGGAACAGAAGGAGCUCGAAGAGGAACAGAGAAGUAUGAGGAAAGAGAAAGACUACUUGAAUAUCCGCUAUCCACCGACAGAGAAACCCAGAAGCAAAGCCCGUCCUUCAUCGCCGAGAGUCCACUCUGGGAUUGAUGAUGAAUCUGCUGCCGUCUAUGAGAACCUCAGCGUCAAAGCCACAAAGCUUUCAGGAAUAAGUAACUCGGGGAGAUAGCAGCUCUGGAGCCGAAGGUGUGCUGGUCGCUACAAAACAGAACAUCCUAAGGGUCCCAGCCACUGGAGUCUGCCGCCAACAUCGGUUGCUUAUUCUAUCGCCAGACCAUGUUCUUACAUCCCCAAAGCACCUUGGACUCUGCCCAGAAAGCAAGCCAAAAGCCAGAUAAGCUGCCCUUUGGAGAAGCAGAGACUCUUUAGGGACAAACCUUGGCCUAAUUUAUUCAGGAGAGAGAUCAUAGAGCAUAGAUCUUCCUCUCUCCGACCUUUUUGACAGGUUACCUGGAGUUGAUCUGCAAGUGCCUCUGGAUGUCUAUUGUAUGGAUCUCAUUUUACGUUGUGUGUUUUUUUAAGAUAUAUAUAUAUAGAUACAGAUAUAUAUAUAAAA